Messenger RNA from Penicillium cataractarum, 1317 nucleotides. Its product is annotated as DUF890 domain protein. Gene Ontology annotation, biological process: rRNA base methylation. NCBI's taxonomy places the organism in Eukaryota, Fungi, Ascomycota, Eurotiomycetes, Eurotiales, Aspergillaceae. Gene Ontology annotation, cellular component: nucleus. The record is from RefSeq and is a predicted model, not a curated record. Gene Ontology annotation, molecular function: 23S rRNA (adenine(1618)-N(6))-methyltransferase activity. The transcript is spliced from 9 exons. Bases 1 to 1317 code for a protein of 438 amino acids.
AUGGAGCCUGCCCGAAAUCUCUACAAAAAUGACAUCGACUUUGCAGCCUUGGCGUUGCAGUCGCGAGACUUUGCCAAACAUUUGCGAUUUAAUGGACAACUGGACUUCCACGAUGAAGCAGCCGUUAGACAACUUACCAUCAGCCUGUUGCAGCAUGACUUCGGGCUCAAAGUUGAGCUUCCUACUGAUCGACUGUGCCCUCCAGUGCCCAAUAGGCAAGUGAUCGGCUCACUGAACUACAUAAUUUGGGUCCAAGAUCUCCUUGACUCAACAACUGGGACAGUUCAUGAUACCUAUGACCCGGACCGAGAAGUUGUUGGACUUGACGUGGGAACAGGAUGCUGCAGCAUUUACCCCUUGCUGGGUUGUAAAACACGUCAUAGAUGGAAGUUUGUUGCUACUGAUAUUGAUGAGCAAAACGCGCGAACCGCACAAGAGAAUAUCGCCCUGAACGAGCUUGACUCGCGCAUUCAAUUCAUAAAGACCGACCUGGAAGGUCCCUUAUUCCCUCUUGACAAAUUCACCCACAAAACCCUCGACUUCACCAUGUGUAACCCCCCGUUCUACGCAUCACAAGAAGAGAUGUUAAGUUCAGCAGAGACAAAAUCACACGUCCCGUUCUCCGCAUGCACAGGGGCUGCCGUGGAAAUGAUCGCGCCCGGCGGCGAAGUCGAGUUUGUUACUCGCAUGAUUGACGAGAGCUUGCAACUGCGAGACCGAAUCCAAUGGUACACAUCCAUGCUCGGAAAACUGAGUAGUGUGACCAAGCUCGUUGAGCUGCUAAUUGAACACAAUAAUCACAACUACGCCGUCACCGAAUUUGUGCAAGGCAGCAAAACGAAGCGAUGGGCUGUGGCGUGGUCAUGGGGAGAUCGGCGACCUGUGAUGUCUGCAGCGCGGAAUAUUCCAGGAUUUCCGAAACAUCUGCUCCCGUUCCCGGCUGAUUUUAGCUUCACACUUCCCAUUGAGACGAACAUCGAUACCGCCAUCGGAACUAUGAACACUGAACUUGGUUCGCUCCCCUGGUACUGGGACUGGAACAAGAGUGUCAGUGCUGGUGUCGGAUUUGCGCCUGAGAAUGUGUGGUCUCGACAGGCUCGAAGGAAGAUGAAGCUUGCAGGACAAGCAGGGACUGGCCAUUUAGAUGCUAUUCCACAAGAAGUUGCGUUGGGAGUUCGAGUCCAACUGAGGCUACUCAAGCGGAAAGAGCCAGAAUUGAAAGAAGUGCAAGUCUUGGUCCGUUGGAUCGAAGGGACAGACAGUGUGCUCUUUGAGAGUUUUUGUGGUAUGUUGAAGCGGAAGAUGGAGGGUAAAUGA